ACAAUCAGUCACUCUUGUUUGCAGUGUAGAUUGUUUCGCGCUAGAUUUUCCUUAUUUUGAGAAAAGCCAUUCAGCACUUGGCCUCAAUCCUCGUAACCCUCGAACGGCUAGUUGGAGGUGACUAUUUAUUGAAUAUGAAGCUUCAAUCCUGUGUUUCGGCGGGCUGGCUUGCCUUGGUGGUGACGCAAGCCAACUUCCCUGUAGCACUCAAUAGCACGUUUGGGAUCACUGGAUCUCGAAAUAUCCGUAUUGAUACAGGAACGUAUGGUCCACCAGUUGAAGAAGUCCAUUACUUCUAUGACCAAUGGCCGAUUGGACUUGCUGUAUCUAAAACUGGCAGGAUUUUCACUUGCUACACGCGAGGAACAUAUGCGUACACUUUAGGCGAAGUGGUCAAUGAAACAGCCGAAGCUGCUUAUCCCAACUUGGAAUGGAAUACGCCCCUUCAGGGACUUUACACUUCUAGCAACGGCAUUACAUUUGGGUCCAACGACGCAAGCCAUUUCGUUAGUGUACAAGCGCUAUAUGUAACCCCAGAUGACACGCUGUGGGUUCUCGACACGGGGCGUCCAACCAUCAAUCAGUCACAAAGAAUCAGUAUGCCAUACGCCAUACCAGGCGGCCCAAAGUUGGUGGCUGUAAAUCUGACUACGAAUAGCAUCAGCAAGACAUACACAUUACCUGAGACGGUUCAUUACCCAGAUUCUUAUAUGAAUGAUUUGCGAUUCGAUCUCAGACCAAACGCCACUGAGUCGGGCGGCGGUAUCGCAUACAUCGUCGAUAGUAGUAAUGAAGGGAGAAACGGAUUUAUCAUGAUCGACCUAGCGACGGGAGAAAGUUGGCGGCAGCUGAACCAACAUCCCAGCACUCAAGUCGUGCCUGAGGAUGUGCCCAGUUAUCAGGGAAUACCAUUUUACUUGCGACAGAACGGACAUCCGCUAGGGUUUCAAGAAGAGGGUCUUGAUGGCGCUGAGUUAGACCAAUACGGCGAGGUCAUGUACUACUCAGCACUAACAACGGAUUAUCUGUACUCGAUAGAGACUAAAUACCUGCGAAUUAACCCCAAUAGCAAUCCGCUGGCAAACAAAGACGCAUCUGACAACGUCAGGAACCUGGGGCAGAGGGGCGGCAAUGCUAAUGGCUUUACGGGCGACAGCCUUGGUAAUGUCUACAUGCUGAUGCCGGAGCAUAAUGCUAUAUAUUCCUACAACUAUUCAACCCGAACCACAUUACCGUACAUUCGAGACCCACGCAUAGUGUGGCCGGACAGCGCGAACGUAGGCUGGGACGGAUAUGUCUACUUCACGAUAAACCAAUUGCCGUAUCAACCCGAUUGGAACAACGGUGUGGAUGGACGUGUCCAUCCAGGAUUGAUACUGCGAUCAAAAUUACCGGAUGGUGCCAGUAAAAAUGUAUUAUUAAUGUAAUUCGUUGUAAUGGGGUGUGUACACUAGGUGCUGCUGUCUAACACAGAGCCCUUGGAUGCUCUAAUUCAGCACCUUCAUUCCCCCAUCCUGGAUUAUUCGAGUCCGUUGACUUAAUUCGU
Molecule: messenger RNA, 1546 nt
Organism: Hypoxylon trugodes
Lineage: Eukaryota; Fungi; Ascomycota; Sordariomycetes; Xylariales; Hypoxylaceae
Product: major royal jelly protein-domain-containing protein
Exons: 3
Coding region: 135-1427 (430 amino acids)
Source: RefSeq, a predicted model, not a curated record